This is a messenger RNA of Vitis riparia (riverbank grape), 1856 nucleotides long. Its product is annotated as lysosomal Pro-X carboxypeptidase. Gene Ontology annotation, molecular function: serine-type exopeptidase activity; dipeptidyl-peptidase activity. Gene Ontology annotation, biological process: proteolysis. The transcript is spliced from 10 exons. The coding region runs from base 75 to 1583 and encodes 502 amino acids. Lineage: Eukaryota; Viridiplantae; Streptophyta; Magnoliopsida; Vitales; Vitaceae. The record is from RefSeq and is a predicted model, not a curated record.
GUGGUUUGGCUUCACAUAGCAAGCAAACAGCAAACCUUAUUUCCAAGUGUCCCUAAGAGAGAGAGUGGGGGAGAAUGGCCUCAUCUUCUUCUCCAUCUGUUCUACUGUUUCUGCUUCUUUUCACCAUAGCUGCAACUGCAAAAACUUCUGAAUCACUUUCAACGGUGUUUCCAAGAGCAAUUCUUGGGUCUGCAUUGAAACAAGUACGCAACGCAAAGAAACCAAAACCGAAUUUCCCAUUCAAGACCCAGUACUUCCCUCAGCUCCUGGACCACUUCACCUUCACGCCUAAGAGCUCCACAAUCUUCUACCAGAAGUACCUCGUCAACACCCAGUACUGGACCCAUGGAGCUCCCAUAUUUGUCUACACGGGCAAUGAGGGUGACAUCGAUUGGUUUGCCUCCAACACUGGCUUCUUGCUCGACAUUGCUCCCUCAUUUCGAGCCAUGCUGGUCUUCAUUGAACAUAGAUUUUAUGGAGAAUCAAUGCCAUUCGGAAAGGAGUCUUACAAGUCUCCGGAGACGUUAGGGUACUUGAAUUCACAACAAGCAUUAGCAGAUUUUGCAGUUUUGAUUAGGAGUCUGAAGCAGAAUCUGUCUUCUGAAGCAUCCCCUGUUGUGGUCUUUGGUGGAUCUUAUGGAGGAAUGCUGGCUGCCUGGUUUAGAUUGAAAUACCCACAUGUAGCCAUUGGAGCUUUGGCAUCUUCAGCCCCCAUUUUGCAGUUUGAUGACAUUACUCCAUGGUCGAGCUUCUAUGAUGCUGUUUCCCAGGAUUUCAAGGAAGCAAGCUUGAAUUGCUAUGAGGUGAUAAAGGGAAGCUGGGCAGAGCUGGACGCCAUAUCAGCUAAGGAAGGAGGAUUGGCGGAGGUCAGCAGAACUUUCAGAACUUGCAAGGACAUCAACUCGGUGUAUUCAGCUCGGGACUGGUUAUGGUCAGCUUUUGUUUACACAGCCAUGGUGAAUUAUCCAACCAAAGCCAAUUUUAUGAUGCCGUUACCUGCGUAUCCUGUUGCGGAGAUGUGCAAGAUUAUUGAUCGAUUUCCACAUGGGGCUACUAAUGUUAGCAGGGCUUUUGCAGCUGCUAGCUUAUAUUACAAUUAUUCUGGUACAGAAAAAUGCUUUGACUUGGAGAAUGGAAAAGAUGCUCAUGGCCUCCAUGGUUGGGAUUGGCAGGCAUGUACAGAGAUGGUUAUGCCACUGACUUGCUCCAAUGAAAGCAUGUUUCCUCCAUCUGCCUUUGAGUACAAAGAAUUUGCAGAUGAAUGCACAAGGAAAUAUGGAGUUAUGCCUCGACCACACUGGAUCACGACUGAAUUUGGUGGCAGUAGAAUCGAACAAGUGCUGAAGAGAUCAGCCAGCAACAUUAUUUUCUCCAAUGGAAUGCAAGAUCCAUGGAGCAGAGGCAGUGUGCUGAAAAAUAUAUCUGCUAGCAUUGUAGCCCUUGUGACCAAAAAAGGAGCUCACCAUGUUGAUUUUCGGUUAGCCACGAAAGAGGACCCAGACUGGCUGAUUGAGCAGAGGAGGCAAGAAGUGGAGAUCAUUCAGAAGUGGAUACAUGACUACAAUGCAGAUCUCAAACAAUGAGAGUUGACACUUGAAAAAGAGUGAAUAAAACAACCCAAUAUAUGUGGGAUCGGGGAAUUUUAGUUGUUUGGUUCCCAGAAUCACUCUUCUCUGCAAUUUUAAGGGGGGAAAUAAUCAAUGAAUUAGUGUUGAUUUCUCCUGGAAAUGCACACUUUAGAAGGGCAAGUGUGCAUGAUUUUCUUAUAUUCAUCAAAUAAUUCAAUCUCCAAACUCUAUUUGCCCCUGUUGGAUUUAAAUAUUCUUAUCUCAUUGACUGUCAGGAAUUAUUCUAAA